Messenger RNA from Caenorhabditis bovis, 1857 nucleotides. The record is from the annotation of a GenBank genome assembly. Lineage: Eukaryota; Metazoa; Nematoda; Chromadorea; Rhabditida; Rhabditidae.
AUGCGCUUUAUUUUAUUCAUAUUCUUACUGCGUUGCAUCGAUUGUGGAAUAGCGGAUCGAAAUUGUCAGCGGCGACGCGUCGGAUAUAUCACGUCGUGGGGAAAACGUCCGUUCACCGAUGCUCAGGCCGAGAAAUUGACGCAUCUCGUGUUCGCGUUCUUCACCGUCGACUCGGAUGCGAGUGUGAGUCUUGAGGGAGAAGCCGCCCGACAGCGUCUUCGCGACAUUCGCGACGUCGCCCGACGCCAUCCGCACUUGAAGCUCCUCUACGCCGUCGGCGGCUGGGAGAACUCGCAGUACUUCUCGGUGCUCACCGCCGAUCAUGCUCGUCGUUCGGUGCUGAUCGCGAAUCUCGUGAAGGUGCUCGUUGAGCACGAGCUCGACGGCAUCGACAUCGAUUGGGAGUAUCCGGUGACGGGCGGCGCCGUCGACGGAACGCCGGCGGAUCGCCGCAACUACGUGCAUUUGAUGCGCGAGCUUCGCGACGAGCUCCAACAGCUCGAGGACAAAACCCAACGAUCGUACAUCGUCUCGUUUGCCGGCGCCGCCGGCCAUUGGGUCCUCAAGCCCGGCUACGAUUUGGUCCAGCUCCUCAAAUAUUGCGAUUUCGUCAAUGUGAUGUCGUAUGAUUAUUUCGGCGCGUGGGAAUCGAAAUGGGGCGCCUACACCGGCCCGCCAGCUCCGCUCUACUUCGCGAUGCCUCCGAAAUCGUCGGGAAGGAUGAACGUGCACGCCACCAUGAAGUACUAUGGAUGCCAGUUGAAGGCAACCAGCAAGAUCAAUAUGGGCGUUCCAUUUUAUGGGCGCUAUUGGCACAACGUGGAGAACGCGAUCGAUGCGGCCGACGAUAUGUGGCGAAAGGCGCAAGCCAAGAAUUCGGAAGGCACCAAAUUCGACGGCGGUCACGUCACAUGGCACGAGCUUGCUGAGCGCUUCGACAAACGUCGCGCUAAAUUCCACGCCGGCUCGAAAGCGCCGUACAUCUGGAUGCCCGAGAAUAAGACGUUCGUCGGAUUCGAGAAUCCCGAGAGUCUCAAGCACAAGAUCGACUACAUCGUUGAGAACAACAUUGGCGGCGUGAUGAUCUGGGCGAUCGAUUUCGACGACGAUCAACUCUCGAUGCUCAACACGGUGGCUUCGGAUCGACUGUGCUCGAGCGCGAAAUCGGCGUUCAACUAUAAAUGCUCGCCGAUCGACGACAAACGCUGGUGGACGUACGAUGACAACGAGGAGUUGGCGGGCAUGUGCGGCAAAUCCGCUCCAUUGUACGACGGCUAUUAUCCGGUUUGUGAUCCCGACGAUCCGGGUCACGCGUGCUGCGGAAAGUUCGGCUAUUGCGGCAAUGGUCCCGAGUUUUGCGCGUGUCCGGAAUGCAUCGACUACGGAGCCGAUCCAACGCUGAUUCUCAAGGAGCCCAUCAAACCGACGCAGGAGAUCACUUGGUAUACGGCCGACGCCGGCGAGGGGAAGCGCGGAAGGUGCGGACGCGAGGUGCCGCCGUUGAACGGUCACGCUCCCACGUGCAAUCCGGAUGAUCAGAACGCGCAUUGCUGCAGCAACGGCGGCUAUUGCGGCAACUCGAAAGAGCACUGCGAAUGCAACGGAUGCAUCGACUUCGCCAAGAAUCGCGACUACAAGUACAAACCGCUGGAAUGGUGGACGUUCGCCGAGAAUCCGGCCAACGUUGGUCGCUGCGGCUACAACGCCCCUCGGCUUUCCACAGGAAAGAUCCCUAAAUGCGAUCCCGACUCUGAAUCCUAUUGCUGCAGCAACAGCGGCUAUUGCGGCAAGGGCGAACAGUACUGUAGCUGUCUGGGAUGUGUCGACUUCAAAGCCAACCCUCAAUAUGAGUAUUGA